CCUCUCCAUUUUCUUCCAGUGGUCAGUAAAUUAAGCUAGCAGCACCAUUUUAGGGAGACUCGUUGUAAAACCUGUUUCCAGCAUUUAGUGAUUAGUCUGAGAAAGACCCGAAUUCAGCUAGAGUUUGCUCAUUUCAUACAGCGCUCAGCUAGGAAGGUAGCGUGUUGUUCUAUUUCAACACAAGAAUAGAAGGACACCCCACACGGUGCCGGUAACGUUACCAGUUAGCUACUAAAGCUAACCCUAGCCGCCAGGCUUUUCUCCACCGACGCAUCAUUCACUGAGCCUGGAAGCAAAGUCUGCCAAAAUGAGCGCAGCCUCCUCCCAAAAAGUUGUGCUGAAAAGUACCACCAAAGUGUCCCUAAACGAGCGGUGAGGCGCCACGCACCCCGUCAGCAGUUAGACACCAGAUGCAAGGGACAGCCUUGGCUUGUGAAGGUUCUAGUGCUCCCUACGGAAGGCUACUGUUGGGGGACCGGAUCCGACAUGGAGGCUAUUCUGGCUGUCCACAGUGUGUGCACUGCUCACUCAACUUUGUUGGUUCCAUCAAUAUUUUUUGAUGCACCUGCAGAGGUAAAUGGGAUUGUACCAUGGAGAAAAUACCCAAUGCCCAAUACCUUGUGUGAGCAGUGCACACAUAUAACCAAGGGGAGAGGGUAGUGGUCGCUCUGGGUAAGCCUUGGUUAGCCUAUGCUGGACCAGACCACCUUCCUACAAAUGCCCUGGCACUCCUGCUCCCUGAUACUUAAACAGCACAGUAUACAUCAAGUAUACACCUCCAAUGGGGAGAGGAAGGCUUAAACUAAACCAGGACGAUGGGGGCACCUCUUGAUCCUUUCUGCCUCUCAAACCAGUGAAUGUGAAGCACAUGCUCCUUUUUGUCCUCCUGUUCUGUCAUUCAUUCUCUUCUAAGUCUAUAAAAGACCAGAUACUCAGUCCUAGCUUGGACGUGACAAAGAGCUUCCCUCCCCCCCCUCAUACCUCCAUCCCUUCUGAGUCUCUUCAUGGUUUAACCAAGUCACGGUCCAUGCUGUAAGUGGCUGGGUGGCUAGGCACUCCUCAGGUCCAGGGCCUCGGCUGCUGCAGCAUGAUGACACCCCAGCCUGUCAGCUGGAGGCCUGUAAGUGGCAAAUUGCGCUCUUCUUCUGUCACCUUUCUAUUUCUGUCCCUCAGUCUGUCCUUGCACUGUGAGUUUUUCUUUCAGUUUGCCUUUCUUCUUGUGCUUGUUUGAAAACACAUGCUAAAUUCAAGUAUAAAUCAUUCUGGAUGGUCAUGAGAGAAACUUCACUAACAUGCUGAAGAACAAGCAGCCCACUGCGGUAAGCAUUCGAGCCACCAUGCAACAGCAGCAUUUGGCCAGUGCUCGCAAUCGCCGGCUGGCCCAGCAGAUGGAGAACCGGCCCUCGGUGCAAGCAGCGCUGAAUCACAAGCAGAGCCUGAAGCAGCGCCUCGGGAAGAGCAACAUCCAGGCCAGGUUGGGCCGGCCUGUCGGGACUCUGAUGCGUGGAGGAGCUGCUGGAGGUAGAGGGGGAAUGCGAGGAAUGACCAGGGGCACCCUCCGAGGACGAGCCAGAGGAGGAGUAAUGAGGGGAGCCCUGUCCCUGAGAGGGAAGAGAGUGUCUUCUACAGGUGGGCCCAUGCGAGGUCGUGGCUCUGCUGGCCGUCUAGCAAUGCGUAGAGGAGGCCGCCAGCGCGGAGGACCUCCUGGCAGAGGGGGAGCUCUGUCCAGAGGAGUAGCCAGAGGAGGCGUAGCCAGAGGCCGCGGUGGACUGCGUGGGCGUGGUGGUUUUGCCGGCCGAGGUGGGCGUGGCCGCGGACGAGGCCGAGGUAUUGGCCAACAAGCUGUGACCCGUGAACAACUAGACAACCAGCUGGACGCCUACAUGUCGAAGACCAAAGGUCACCUGGAUGCUGAGCUGGAUGCAUACAUGGCCCAGGCAGACCCUGACAGUAUGGAGUGACCAUGAAGAACUCUGAAGCAGACACAUGUAGAGUCACAGAACUGUACAGCUGAACUCGCACAUGCAUGUAGUUUUUCACCAGAUUAAUGGGCUCAGAAUUUAUUAUGUUUGUAAUUUAGAUGAGUGGUGACAGUCCAGGACUUAGCUUUGGAACAGCAGGAAAUCACGGUUUUCCUUGAUUGUGCUUCGACCACUACUCAAUUCUGCAUCAACCUGCUCCUGCAAACUCCCUUUUAAAUCUGGGAAAAAUUAGUGUACGGACCUUUUUAAACAUUAACAAACUCUGCUGUCUGUAGACAUCAUUAUAUAUAUGACCUAAAAACACUUUGAACGUUUGGGACAUAUCUAACGUGGUCAAUGAUCUAGGUGAUGUUUCAAAACCAAUUUUUAAUUUCACCUGUUUUUUUUAUCUUUUAUUUUACAUGUGAUUUUAGCACUAGUGUGCUACGACCUGCGAGGAUUCAUUCAUUGGCUUGUCUUGGCAACAUUUGCAAUGCAAAACUUUUCUAAAAUAUUUGUUAAAAGAAUGUAAUCAAAGUUUCCAUUUGCCAUUGUUUUGUAUUUAAAAUAUGUAGUACUUUUAAGUAUUUUGUUCCUCUGUAUCUUCCACCUGUCAGCAUUCUUCAGUGGACUACUGACCUUCUUAACUUGUACUUGAGAGCAUUUGUAUGACAUUAUCCAAAGCAAGUGAAAUAGGUUUUAAUUAAAAUGGAAAGGAUUUCCCUAAUUGUGUCAAUUGAAUGAAUUAAUUGCCUUGAGUAAAAAUGGAGUGAGUUGAA
Molecule: messenger RNA, 2740 nt
Organism: Cyclopterus lumpus (lumpfish)
Lineage: Eukaryota; Metazoa; Chordata; Actinopteri; Perciformes; Cyclopteridae
Gene: chtopa
Product: chromatin target of PRMT1a
Exons: 6
Coding region: 1293-1961 (222 amino acids)
Source: RefSeq, a predicted model, not a curated record